Nannospalax galili (Upper Galilee mountains blind mole rat) is the source of this 8511-nucleotide messenger RNA. RefSeq names its product jumonji domain containing 1C (gene Jmjd1c). The record is from RefSeq and is a predicted model, not a curated record. Gene Ontology annotation, molecular function: transcription coregulator activity; chromatin DNA binding; histone H3K9 demethylase activity. Gene Ontology annotation, biological process: regulation of transcription by RNA polymerase II. The coding region runs from base 682 to 7719 and encodes 2345 amino acids. The transcript is spliced from 25 exons. Gene Ontology annotation, cellular component: histone deacetylase complex; chromatin. Lineage: Eukaryota; Metazoa; Chordata; Mammalia; Rodentia; Spalacidae.
GACGGACGGACGGACGGACGGACGGACGGCGGGGAGCGCUCGGCCUGCUCGCUCUCCCGAGCGUCUCACGGUUAUGUAAGCGGCCCCGCGACAAUCCCCUGACCCCGAUCGGAGGACGCGGUGGAGCUGCAGCCGCAGCAUCUCGCUGGCACCGCCGAGCCCAUGACAAAGGGCAGGCUGUAGUCCGCGUCGCCCCGCCGAGCUGGGCCGCCCGGGACCGGCGUCUGGUCGGAGCUCGUGGGGCUGCAGCCUCCGCCGCCCCGGUCCGCGCCUUUCCGGUGUGCGAUGACGCCGCUGCCGGGGAGCCCAGAACCGCCGGCCGGGAAGCCUCGGCCUGGGGUGUCCGAGGACUGAGGACCGGCUCGGGCUCCGUCCGAGGCCGGAGACGUCGGCUCUGCCGCCGCCCUGCGCCGCCCUGGCCUGGACCGCCGAGAUUCCGGACUUCGGAGCUGCCGGGAGCCAAGUGCGAUUUUCAAACCACUGGUUGAAAAUAGUAUACCUAGUUCAAUCACCGCAGUGGAAUUCCUUAUUGAUAAACAACUGGAUUUUUUAACUGAAGACAGUGCCUUUCAGCCAUACCAGGACAACACAGACAGCCUAAACCCCAUACUCAGGGACAACCCACGACUUGAUGAAGAGGUAAAGGUCUGGGUGAAGAAGCAGAAGGCUCAGGAGAUUUUUAUGCAAGGUCCUUAUUCCUUAAAUGGAUACAGAGUGAGAGUGUAUAGACGAGAUUCUGCCACCCAGUGGUUUACUGGCAUCAUUACUCAUCAUGAUCUCUUCACCCGCACCAUGAUCGUUAUGAAUGACCAGGUACUAGAACCACAGAAUGUCGAUCCUUCUAUGGUUCAAAUGACCUUUCUAGAUGAUGUUGUUCACUCUUUGUUAAAAGGUGAAAAUAUUGGCAUUACAUCACGACGCAGGUCUCGUGCCAAUCAAAAUACCAACACUGUUCACGGUCAUUAUACACGUGCUCAAGCAAAUAGUCCCAGACCAGCAAUGAAUUCUCAAGCUGCUGGAUCAAAACAGAACACCCACCAGCAACAGCAGCACAGACAUGUCCGUCUGAGUAAGAGGAAGGGCUCAGAUAGCAGUGUGCCUGAGGAGGAGAUGAGGGAGGAGAAACAUGAUUACACAUCACGAGCAGAAAACCCUAAAGGUAAAAACAGACACUUGGUAAAUAAAAGGAGGAAUCCUGAGGAGGGUGAAAAGAAGCUUAGUAUGAAAAGGCUGCGGACUGACGGUGUUUCAGACUUUUCUGAGAACAGUGACUCAGAAACUUCAAGUAAGAGAACAAUCAAUAACUCCUCUGAGCAAUCACCAGAGUAUGAGAUGAAAAGUAAAAGCACUUCAAAGAUAAAUGGAGAAGAAGGAAAAUCCCAGAUUGCUGAGAAGGCAGGAGAGACCCAAAUAGAGAAUCAGCCUCCCUGGGAUCAAACACAGGAAGAUAAAAACCAUGAAGGAGAGAAAUGGAAGUCUGUUGACACCCAUCUUCAAGAAAAACGGACUAUCCACUCAUCAGGACAAACCCCAGUUGUUAACCAUAAUCCUAAUGAUUUUGUUCUCCAAGAAUGCGAUAUGGAAAACACACAUCCCAUGGAGUUAUUACCAAAGGAGAAAUUUGUCUCCAGAUCACCUACACCUAAAUGUGUUAUUGAUAUUACCAAUGACACGAAUUCGGAAAGGAUGGUUCAGGAGAGCUCAGGUGCCUUUGGCCUCCAAACACUUGAGAAAAUGGACCCUAAUGUUAGUGACUCUAAACAUUCAGUUUCAAAUGCUAAAUUUCUGGAAAUAGCAAAGCAAGAUUCUGACCAGAGCUGGGUCAGUGAUGUAGUUAAAGUAGAUUUAACCCAGUCAGGUGUUAUGAGUCCUUCUUCAGGAAAUGAUCAUGCUGAUAUUGAAAAAGAGAGAAAUCAUUAUAUCUCUUAUAUGUCAUCUUUAAGUGCAGUUUCUGCCACAGAAGAUAAGCCACAAAAGCGAAGUCCACCCCCGGAAACUAUAAAAUCUAAACUCAGUGCUUCAGUCACUACCCACAAGACCAAGUCCAGCUCUUCACCUGAAGUUGCUAAACCUAAGGUCACCUACUGUCCUGACUCUGCGAGACCCAAGGCCGCUCACGUGAACAGUCCAGCGGCCAGUGAGAGACGACUGGUAAGGAAGGCGGACCACGAGCUGUCAAGGUGCACCUCUCAUCCAGCACCUGUUCGAGGAGCUGCGUUGGAAGCUACAAAGAGCCCUCUUAUCAUUGAUAAAAAUGAGCAUUUCACAGUUUAUAGGGACCCUGCUCUUAUUGGAUCAGAAACAGGAGCCAACCACAUUUCACCUUUUUUGAGCCAGCAUCCUUUCUCCCUUCAUUCCUCAUCCCAUAGAACCUGUUUAAACCCAGGCACCCAUCACCCUGCUCUGACUCCUGCCCCUCACUUACUAGCUGGAUCAUCUAGUCAAACUGCAUUAGCCACCAUUAACACUCACCCUCUCACUAGUGGGCCACACCAUUCUGUUCACCCUCAUUUGCUUCCCACUGUCUUACCUGGAAUGCCCGCUGCCUCCCUGCUGGGCGGCCAUCCUCGCUUGGAGAACGCUCAUGCCAACAGCCUGAGCCACCUAGCACUAGCACACCAGCAGCAGCAGCUGCUACAGCCUCAUCUCCUUGGACAAGCCCAUCCUCCUGCCUCAUACAAUCAGCUUGGCCUUUAUCCAAUCAUUUGGCAAUAUCCAAAUGGAACACAUGCAUAUUCGGGACUUGGUCUGCCUUCUUCUAAGUGGGUUCACCCAGAAAAUGCAGUUAAUACCGAAGCUUCAUUACGGAGGAAUUCUCCCAGUCCUUGGUUACAUCAGCCUACUCCUGUGACUUCAGCAGAUGGUAUUGGAUUACUUAGUCACAUUCCUGUCAGACCUUCCAGUGCAGAAUCUCAUCGACCUCAUAAAAUUGCAGCGCAUUCCAGUCCACCAGUGACAAAAUCUUUAGUAGAUCACCAUAAAGAUGAAUUGGAGAGGAAAGCUUUCCUGGAUCCAUUAUGCUCUGCCGCAUCCACAGCUGCAAAAGGUGACCUGGAUCUUAACAGGUCACAGCCUGGAAAAGAUUGUCACUUGCAUAGGCAUUUUGUGGACCCCGUAUUAAAUCAGUUGCAGAGACCACCUCAGGAGACUGGGGAGAGGUUAAACAAAUAUAAGGAGGAACAUCGUCGAAUUCUUCAAGAAAGUAUUGAUGUUGCUCCUUUUACGACUAAAAUCAAGGGGCUUGAGGUUGAGAGAGAUUAUUCCAGAGUAGCAUCAUCAUCGUGUAGUCCUAAAAGCCAUGCUAUCAAACAAGAUAAAGAUGUAGACCGCUCAGUAUCAGAGCUCUAUAAAAUGAAGCACUCAGUGCCUCAGAGUUUGCCUCAAAGCAACUAUUUCACUACGUUGUCUAAUAGUGUGGUCAACGAGCCUCCAAGAUCUUACCCAUCCAAAGAAGUUUCAAAUAUUUACACUGAGAAGCAGAGUAACCUUUCUGCAGCAGCUAGUCCUCAAACUCUGACUUCGUUUAUCUCCUCUCUUUCAAAGCCUCCUCCUUUGAUUAAACACCAACCAGAAACUGAAGGUUUAGUUGGUAAGAUAGCAGACCAUCUUCCCCAUCAGAUUGCAUCUCACUCAGUAACAACUUUCAGAAAUGAUUGUAGGAGUCCUACCCACUUGACAGUUUCUUCUACAAACACACUCCGCAGUAUGCCUGCUUUGCACAGGGCACCAGUGUUCCACCCACCAAUUCAUCAUAGUUUGGAAAGAAAGGAAAGCAGCUACAGUAGCCUUUCCCCUCCAACUCUGACUCCAGUGAUGCCAGUAAAUGCUGGUGGGAAAGUUCAAGAAUCACAGAAGCCUCCAACUCUAAUUCCUGAGCCAAAGGACUCUCAGGCAAAUUUUAAGAGUUCUUCUGAACAGAGUCUGACAGAAAUGUGGAGAUCUAAUAACCUCAGCAAAGAGAAAGCUGAUUGGCAAGUGGAGAAAAGCAGUGGAAAGUCACAGGCUGCUGUGGCAUCUGUCAUUGUGCGUCCACCUUCUAGUACAAAAAAUGAUAGUGUGUCAGCUAUACCGUUAUCUUCCAAAGAUGGAGUUUGUGAAAGAUCCUCAACUGGGGCACAUAAAACAGAUUACCUCAAACCAGAAGCCGGAGAGACGGGAAGAAUCAUUCUAUCAAAUGUGAAUUUAGACAGUGCUCAUGUUAAAUCCGAAAAACACCUUGACGCUGUCUCUCCGGGCAGUGUUCCUGUUUCAGUCAUGUCCGCUGUGAAUGCCAUCCCUAAUACCAGAACGGAUGGGUUCGCGUCCGCUGCCACAGCCACCAGUGUUUCCAGCUUGAGCAGUUCUGAAGCAGUUUAUUCUUUACCAAGUACCAUUUUGGCCUCUGCAUCCUUAGAAUGUUCCUCUUCAAAGGGUGUCAGUCAGUCAGUUGCGCAAACAAAGCAAAGCAAAGUCAGCACCACAGUUCCACUUUCUCCAGCCUGCAGUAAGGUAGGGAGUCUCGUUCAGUCUGGCUCUGGCUUCUCAGGAACAACCGAUUUUAUCCAUCUAAAGAAGCACAAAGCAGCCUUGGCUGCAGCUCAGUCUAAGAGUAGUAACGUCAGUGAGACUGAAUGUAGCACUGCGAGAAAUCUGCCAGCUCCCACCUCUCUUCCUCCAGAUAGCACCUUCAUCUGUACUGCAGGUAACAAAGCAAUCUCUGUAGGAAAUGGGCAGGCCUCCCAGACAAGCCAGCCCAAUUACCAUACUAAAUUGAAAAAAGCCUGGCUUACCCGACAUUCAGAAGAAGAUAAAAAUACUAAUAAAAUGGAAAAUUCAGGGAAUUCUGUGUCCGAAAUCAUUAAGCCAUGUUCUGUCAACUUAAUAGCCUCUACAUCCAGUGAUAUACAAAAUAGCGUAGAUGGUAAAGGGGACAGAUACAUUAGAGAGGAUAAAGUCAGUAGGAGGAAAACCAAACGAACUUACGAAUCUGGCUCUGAAAGUGCAGACUCAGAUGGAAGUGAAAGCAGGUCAGAGCAGAGGACCAAAAGGCAGCCCAAGCCCACCUACAAGAAAAAACAGAAUGAUCUGCAGAAGAGGAAAGGUGAACUUGAAGAAGACUCGAAACCCAAUGGAGUUCUCAGCAGGAGUGCCAAAGAGAAAAGUAAAUUGAAGUUGCAGAGCAGUAACAGUGCUGGCAUCCCUCGUUCAGUGUUAAAAGACUGGCGGAAGGUCAAGAAGCUGAAGCAGACCGGAGAGUCCUUUCUUCAGGAUGACUCCUGCUGUGAGAUAGGACCUAAUUUACAGAAGUGCCGGGAGUGCAGACUUAUUCGGAGUAAGAAAGGAGAGGAGCCAGCUCACUCACCAGUGUUCUGCAGAUUCUACUACUUCAGACGAUUGUCAUUUAGUAAAAAUGGAGUGGUUAGGAUAGAUGGUUUUUCUUCUCCUGACCAAUAUGAUGAUGAAGCCAUGAGUUUAUGGACACAUGAAAAUUAUGAAGAUGAUGAAAUAGACAUAGAAACUUCUAAAUAUAUCUUGGAUAUAAUAGGUGAUAAGUUCUGUCAAUUAGUAACAUCUGAAAAAACAGCUUUGUCCUGGGUGAAAAAGGACGCCAAGAUAGCCUGGAAAAGAGCAGUGAGAGGUGUCCGGGAGAUGUGCGAUGCAUGUGAAGCCACGUUGUUUAACAUUCAUUGGGUCUGCCAGAAAUGUGGAUUUGUGGUUUGCUUGGAUUGUUUCAAGGGAAAAGAAAGGAAGAGCUCUAGAGAUAAAGAAUUGUAUGCUUGGAUGAAAUGUGUUAAAGGACAGCCUCAUGAUCACAAACAUUUAAUGCCAACUCAAAUUAUACCUGGUUCUGUGUUGACAGAUCUUCUCGAUGCGAUGCACGUCCUCAGGGAAAAAUACGGUAUCAAGUCCUGUUGUCACUGUACUAGCAAACAGAACGUACAAGUCGGAAGUUUUCCUACGAUGAAUGGCGUAUCUCAAGUUUUACAGAAUGUUCUUAACCACAGUAAUAAAAUUUCUCUGUGCGUGCCUGAGUCUCAGCAGCAGAAUAACCCUCCGCAGUCUGAGAGUAAUGGCGGCAGCAGCCCAGGCAGUGAUGUAAGCACAGACAGCAAGUUACCGCCUCCAGAAUCCCAGUCACCACUUCAUUGGUUAGCUGAUCUUGCAGAGCAAAAAUCCAGAGAGGAAAAAAAAGAAAACAAAGAAUUUGCCCUUGAAAAGGAAAUUAAAGAAGAGGGAGAACAAGAUGGCUCUGAUUCUCCAAGUGGCAGAGCAUCGCCUCCAGUUUCCCAGAGUAAUGAGCAGGGCUCAACCUUACGGGAUUUGCUGACCACUACGGCCGGCAAGCUGCGCGUGGGCUCUACAGACGCAGGGAUUGCCUUUGCACCGGUGUAUUCGAUGGGAGCCUCUACUGGCAAAAGUGGACGGACUAUGCCGAACAUUCUUGAUGACAUAAUUGCUUCAGUUGUUGAAAACAAAAUCCCUCCAAAUAAAACCUCCAAGAUAAAUGUAAAGUCAGAGCUCAAUGAGGAGCCUAAAGAGAGCAGAAAGUCUUCCGUGAGUGAGAAUGAUAAAUUAUAUGGUGAUGUACCACAUUCUUGGAUCUGUGACCAGCAUGUUCUAUGGCUUAAGGAUUACAAGAACAGUAAUAAUUGGAAGCUUUUCAAAGAGUGUUGGAAACAAGGACGGCCUGCAGUGGUUUCCGGUGUACAUAGAAAAAUGAACAUUAGCUUGUGGAAAGCAGAAUCAAUUAGUGUGGAUCUUGGAGACCAUCAAGCUGACCUCUUGAACUGCAGAGACAGCGUUGUCUCCAGUACCAACGUUAAGGAAUUCUGGGAUGGCUUUGAAGAAGUUUCAAAACGGCAAAAAAAUAAAAGUGGAGAAACAGUCGUGUUAAAAUUGAAAGACUGCCCUUCUGGAGAAGACUUCAAGACCAUGAUGCCAGCAAGAUAUGAAGAUCUUUUAAAAAGUCUGCCAUUGCCAGAAUAUUGUAAUCCAGAAGGAAAAUUCAAUUUGGCCUCACAUUUGCCAGGAUUUUUUGUACGUCCUGAUCUAGGACCCAGGUUGUGUAGUGCCUAUGGUGUAGCCGCUGCUAAAGAUCAUGAUAUAGGAACCACAAAUCUCCACAUCGAAGCUUCUGACGUUGUAAAUAUUCUAGUGUAUGUUGGCAUAGCAAAAGGAAAUGGCGUCCUCUCAAAGACAGGAGUACUUAAGAAAUUCGAAGAAGAAGAUUUGGAUGAUAUUUUAAGGAAAAGAUUAAAGGAUUCAAGUGAAAUUCCUGGUGCUCUAUGGCAUAUUUAUGCUGGAAAAGAUGUGGACAAGAUAAGGGAAUUUCUUCAAAAGAUUUCAAAAGAACAAGGCCUUGAUGUCCUGCCAGAGCAUGAUCCAAUACGAGACCAAAGCUGGUAUGUGAACAGGGAGCUCCGCCAGAGGCUGCUAGAGGAGUGCGGGGUCAGAACCUGCACUCUGAUUCAGUUCCUGGGUGAUGCCAUUGUUUUGCCAGCAGGAGCACUUCAUCAGGUACAGAAUUUUCACAGCUGUAUUCAGGUAACCGAAGACUUUGUGUCUCCAGAGCAUCUCGUACAGUCAUUUCAUUUAACGCAGGAACUGAGACUUUUGAAGGAAGAAAUUAAUUAUGAUGAUAAACUACAGGUUAAGAAUAUCUUGUAUCAUGCGGUCAAAGAAAUGGUGCGAGCUCUGAAGAUGCACGAAGACGAAGUUGAGGACAUGGAGGAGCCUUAAGUGUGGGUGUAGGACUGGAAAGCUGCCCUUGAGUGACAUAGGUAUGCACGCUGGCACGGGCUUCAUACACCAUCAGUGCCAAGAAAUUGUCUUUGUGGUAAUUACUUGUUACUGACACCACAGCAGUAUAGCAUAGGCCACGGCUCCUGUGGCUCAGUGCUCUUAUAAAACAAGCUAAAUUUAAUAGCAGCACUACAUAGCUGUUCUGUAUUAUAGUGUAUAUGAUGUUUGUGAAGAUGCCAGAUUUACAAUGAUGUAUUUAUUUUUGGUAAAAAAAAAAAAUCUAUGCUAUAUUGUUGAUCAAGUGUAAAUGUGCCCUUGUACAGUUUAAUAAAUAACUGAUAUUUUCCACUACAUUGAGACAGUUACUGUGAGAACAAGACACAGACACCAGCUGCUGCUGCCUUUGGAAAAUUGCCAGAUUGCACAGCAGUUAUGUCAUAAUCAGAAAAUUACUGCCAAACAAUUGUAACAUUUGUAAAAUACAAAGUAUAUAAAGUAGAUACUAAACACAGACACUUCAAUAUUUUGUUGAAGCUAUUGACUGUACAAUUAAACAUUUUCAAAAUGUAAUUUAUUUAAAAUUGUCUCAUUUUGGUAAAAUUUAUGUGAAGUUUUAAAGCUAAAUAUUAAACUUAAUAUGCUAUGUAAAUAUAUACAUAUAUACAUUUAAUGAUGUAUUUUUUUAAAACAUUGGCUUGCUUUUGUUAAAGUGCAAGUGUUACAUAUGGCUUUGUACAUUAAAGUUGAAAGGGGUUUUACAUUUUCCAUUAAAAAGAUUUUAUCAAGAAG